Syngnathoides biaculeatus (alligator pipefish) is the source of this 3209-nucleotide messenger RNA. It is a transcript of the gene mex3b, whose product is annotated as mex-3 RNA binding family member B. Gene Ontology annotation, molecular function: RNA binding. The coding region runs from base 413 to 1993 and encodes 526 amino acids. Lineage: Eukaryota; Metazoa; Chordata; Actinopteri; Syngnathiformes; Syngnathidae. The transcript is spliced from 2 exons. The record is from RefSeq and is a predicted model, not a curated record.
AGCAUCGUUCCUGGCCAGCCGGUGACGCGUCUGUCUGGCUGAAAAACGGAUUUAGACUAAAGCAACCGAAAACCGAAGGACUAGGAGCCUUGCAGGGGGAUUAAAACAUUCACCGUCCUGGAGUACACAUAUGCCUUUUUUCUUAGAUUUUUUUUUCGCAACUGCUGGAAUUGGAUCGCGACUUUUUUUUCCUUCCCUUUUUUAAUAUUUAGAAGGCUAAAGUGGGCGGAUGUGUGUGUGUGUGUGCGUGUUUUUUGUAGCUCUUCCUCUGUUUGUCACAUCUUCACCGCAUUGAUUUCUUUACUCUGAGCAGUUGUCUCUUCUUGAAAACCUGGUCCGGCGCCUUCCACCACCUCUUUUUCCGAUCACUCCCCCACCUCCCCCCUCCCUCCUUCUUUCUUCGACUCCGAAGAUGCCCAGCUCACUUUUCGCCGACCGCAGCGUGCAGGGGGAUGCGCUGGACGAGCAGAGAGCCCUCCAGAUCGCCCUGGACCAACUCUCUCUGCUCGGGUUAAGCCACGACGACGACGACGACAGCCGGGAGCCCCGAAGAAAGAACGUCAACAUGACCGAGUGCGUUCCGGUGCCCAGCUCCGAGCAUGUGGCCGAGAUUGUGGGCAGACAAGGUUGCAAGAUUAAAGCACUGCGAGCAAAAACCAACACCUACAUCAAGACUCCUGUCCGAGGUGAGGAGCCAGUUUUUGUAGUGACAGGGAGAAGGGAGGAUGUGGCAAUGGCCAGGAGAGAGAUCAUCUCGGCGGCAGAGCAUUUCUCACUGAUUCGAGCUUCUAGAAACAAAAACACCAGCUUAAAUGGGAGUGGUACUCCAGUCCCAAGCCCCCCUAACUUACCUGGACAAACCACCAUCCAGGUGCGAGUACCCUACCGUGUAGUGGGUCUUGUUGUUGGCCCCAAGGGCACUACAAUUAAACGCAUCCAGCAACAAACUCAUACUUACAUUGUGACUCCCAGUCGAGACAAGGAGCCUGUGUUUGACGUUACAGGAAUGCCAGAAAAUGUGGACCGAGCCCGUGAGGAGAUUGAAGCUCACAUUGCCGUGAGAACAGGCGGUCUUAUAGAGGUCCAGGAUGUAAACGACUUCCAUGACAAUGGAACAGAUGUAGGGUUUGAUCUGAAUGGGCACCCUAAUCUGUGGUCGAAACCCAGCGCAGGGAUGACCCCCAGCUCAGUGUGCAAAACCUUCUACAAGUACCGCAAUGACUCGUCGUCCUCCCUAGGAAGCGCCUCCACUGACUCCUACUUUGGCACUAAUUCCCACAUGGCAGACUACAGUCCCCCCAGCCCUGCUCUGAGUUAUACAGCAAACAGCAUUAAUUGUAACAUCAACAACAACAAUAAUAUCAGCGUCAACACAAAGAGCAAUGGUUUUGUUUAUGGAAAUGAGGCAAUCUCUCCUGACUGCACGGAUCUGACUUCUGAUUCCCCGCCAGGGUUUGAACCUAUGCCAGCCCAACCUGCGAUUUUAUGGUCUCUGUACGAAAAUGAAAACAACCCUCCUUUGACCAGAGGCAGUUCUUCCACCUACACGACAUCUAUUUAUCCUGACAAUUCCAAUGGCAUGCUGAUAAAUCAGAGAAGAACAAAUGGAGACGGAUCCCAAUGCAGGAUGUCACCCACCCUCCACACUGGUCCCAACCAACACCAGAUGGCUCCCAGGGUCUGCAGUGACCUGAGUGAAGACUUGCUAAAUUUCUCUGGCUAUGUCAACAGCGUUGCCUCCCUGACACACUCUCAUCUUGCUUGCAUUCCAUGUGACUCCUCUGCCUCCUCUUCCUCCUCUUCGUCAUCCACCAGCCGUAAAGGCAGCCGGGACUGUUCAGUGUGCUUUGAAAGCGAGGUCAUUGCAGCACUGGUCCCCUGUGGACACAACCUCUUCUGUAUGGACUGUGCCAAUCGUAUCUGUGAGCGAAGCGAACCCAAAUGCCCCGUCUGCCACACCAGUGUUACUCAGGCUAUACGUAUAUUUUCAUAAGAAUGUAACUCUUGAAUCAGACCUUUUACAGUAGAUACCGAUCGGCUCUUCAUAUUGCUUUAAUAGAAUCAAUAAUCUUCAUCAGUUUGGAAUGUGUACAUAGUACUACAUACAGGUACACGUGCUGUAUGUUAGAGGUUGUGGUAUGAAAAGGAACAGAAACACUUUUGAGUUUGUUGGGUUAAGUUAAAGAGUUUACUGUACCUGAAAUAUUUUCAGCAUCUAGAUGCAUGUUUUAAAUAUCACAUAAUCAUAAUCAUUAACUCUAGUCAAUUGUACCUAAGACUUGUGGGACGAGAAACAUUGGAGUCUGGAAGAAAGUAUGCGGAUCGGACUCAAGGCUGUUUGCAGGGUGAGCCUAAUGGACUGUAAUAAAGACAGUUAACAGGAGCUGGGCAAAAUGGGACUAUUGACAUACAAAGAUACUUCAGAUCCUGUUUACAGAAAUAUCCUGCAAAUUUAUGUAUAGAAUACAUUUUAAAUGACAACAGAUUGAAGUAUUUUCUCCUUUUUUGACUUGAAAAAGUAUAUUUCUUUAUUACAGAGAUGUUUACAGAUAUUUUUAGUUCAGUGAAACUUUUGAAACUGGGAUAAAAUCAUAUUUUUUAGUAUGGCCCAAUGGCAAUGAUCACUGUAUUAUUUUAAUAUCAUAUUCAUGUGUGGGGGGAACCAAGUCCACCAAAUAUGUUUUGCGUUGGACAGUAUUCUGUUGAGAUGAGGUUUUAAUAGUUUCAGCGCAAUUUUAAAUCUGCUUUACUUAUCGUAUUUUUUAUUCAGUAAUAUAAAGCCAAUGUUAUUCUAUGUUUAUGAAACUUUGAAAUGUGCAAAGAUGAACACAAAGAAACAAUUUAUGCUUUUUAAAAUUUGUAUGUAUUAGAUUUUGGUGGGAAUUACAGGAUUCUGUUGCACCACUGUACUUUUAGUAUUUCUAUUUUGAUACAUUUGUUUACCACUUGCUUAUGUAUUUGUAGUUAUUUUACUGUAAAUGUACUUAAUUUUAAGAUCAAAUAUAUUUUAUUUUAUGAUAGAGGGCCUGGAAACUCAUGGUCAAACACUAACUUUAUAUUUCCUGAGACAAGAUUUUAAAAUGUAUCAAGAGUUUUUAUUUUUCAAAAAAUUUAAAAUAAUACAUGAUAGGUAAUGGUGCUACUUCACGUUUUUGUUGUUUUUUUUUUAAUAUUUCUAUACAAAUUAAAUAAAAACAUUGUACGCUUGA